This is a messenger RNA of Theileria equi strain WA, 1890 nucleotides long. RefSeq names its product long-chain-fatty-acid CoA ligase, putative. Gene Ontology annotation, cellular component: endoplasmic reticulum; membrane. Bases 1 to 1890 code for a protein of 629 amino acids. Gene Ontology annotation, molecular function: long-chain fatty acid-CoA ligase activity. The record is from RefSeq and is a predicted model, not a curated record. NCBI's taxonomy places the organism in Eukaryota, Apicomplexa, Aconoidasida, Piroplasmida, Theileriidae. The transcript has 5 exons.
AUGUACAGAUGGGAUGUCUUUCAACAUGGUCUGAGGUCUGGUCCAGACUCUCCCUGUUUUGGACAUAGAGUUAGGAAUAAGGAUGGUACACUUGGUGACUAUGUAUUCAAGACUUACAAAGAGAUUGAGGCAAUGGUUCAGCAGGUUGGAAGUGGUGUCUUGGGUUUGGCCAAGUUUGAUGAUUCUGUGGUAGAGGCUCCCGGACCGGUAUCUGCCAAGCUAUUGGGUGUUUAUUCGCCAAAUACCAUCGAAUGGCUGGUAACUGAGCAAGUUUGCAAUGCAUUUGGACUUACCUUAGUUCCUCUCUAUGAUACUCUCGGAGAAGAAUCCACAAUUCAUGUCUUAGAAAACUCUGGACUUAACGCAAUCGUCUGCGAUUCUUCGUGUUUGGCAAAAUUGGUCAAGGUUCUUCCAAAAUGCUCCAAGUUAACUAUUAAUCUGGUAGUUGUCUCUGGAGUUGAUACUAUUCCAGAGUUUGCGAGCACUGCUGGCUUUCCUACUAUCAAGUUCCGCACAUGGGAUGAUAUCUUGCGUUACGGAUCAGAUCAUUUGCUAGAUUUUACACCUGCUAAACCAGACCAGAUAAACACCAUUUCGUACACUUCUGGUACAUCUGGAAUUCCAAAGGGUGUUGUUAUUACACAGUCACAUAUGGCAACUCUGACUGUUGUAGUAAAUAAGUGCUUCUUUAACGUGCCAAAAAUUGGUGUUAGCGUUCCAACUUGCUAUUUGAGCUACUUACCACUGGCACACAUGUACGAACGCUUGUACAUCAGCGAGUGUAUCUUUGUUAAUGCUCGUAUUGGAAUGUUCAGCGGUGAUAUUCGCAAGAUUUUGGAUGAUCUAAAGUGCUUGAAACCCACCGUUUUCCCAAGUGUUCCUCGUUUAUUUAUAAGAAUACACGACAAGGUAUUUUCAACCUUGAGCCAAAAGGCGUGGUUAGCUCGUACUCUCUUCAGUAAGGCUCUAAAUUCCAAAUUGAAGAAACUCAAAAGGAGUGGAGACGUUCACCAUGCCAUUUGGGACAAAAUUAUAUUCAAAAAGUUCAAGACUCUAUUCGGAGGAGAAGUUGCCUGGAUGAUGACAGGAUCUGCACCCCUACCACCAGCAAUCUACGACAGAAUUAGAACAAUUUUCUCUACACCCCUCCUUGUGGGAUAUGCUUUGACCGAAACUGGAGCUGCUGGUUUCCAUAAUUUCUAUGAUGAAACUGACCCAUCCCAUGUUGGUGGUCCAAUUGGUACCAUAGAGUUCAAAUUGAGGUCUUUGCCUGAAUUCGAAUAUUAUGUUACUGACAAGAACCCAAGGGGAGAGCUUAUGCUCCGUGGAACUACCCUGACUCCUUGCUACUUCCGCAAUGAAAAGGCAAAUAAGGAAGGCUUCCAGGAUGGAUGGUUCUUGACUGGUGACAUUGCCGAAUUGUUACCAAAUGGCGCCAUUAGGAUCAUUGAUAGAAGGAAGAAUCUCUUCAAGCUUGUUCAAGGAGAAUACAUUUCACCUGAAAAGUUGGAGUCUGUACUCGUGAGCUGCCCACUAAUUUGCCAGGCAUUUGUAACUGGAAGAUCACACGAGGUCUACCCUGUUGCUAUUGUUGUACCUGACGAAAUAGAGCUUGAACUCUGGGCCAAGAAGAACGAUGCUACACAUCUCACAACCAGGGAAAUCUGCCAACUUCCCAAGCUCAAAGAAGACAUUUUCCAGCAAAUAACUGCUGCAUUCGAAUCGUCGGAUUUGAAGGGCUACGAGAAGUGCAAGCAGUUUUAUGUUGAAUGGGAGAUGUUUUCCAUUGAAAAUGACAUGCUGACGACGACGAACAAGCUACGCAGAAAUGUUGCCAACAAGAAAUAUGACGAAGUUGUGACUCAGCUUUAUGCCGCAGAUAAGAAAUAA